CCUUAUCAGCCAGGGCUACUAAUAUAUAGCAGUGACUGUAAUUUUCCUCGCACCUUACUCCUUGAAUUUGCAGAGAGGAAGAGCCAGAAGAUAACAGUAUUCCCCAUCAAUACACCUGAUGAGGAAAUAGAUGAACUGCUCAUAAAUGCCAUGUCAGAGGGUAGUUGGCUCUUCUUAGAGAACAUUCAAAAUUCUGCCAAGGUAAUGAUGUCAUUUGGGGAGAUCCUAAAUUCAAAGAAGAACCCAGACAAAAACUUCCGCUUGUGGCUAUCUGUUCAAGCCAGUGAAGAGCUGCCAACAAGACUGCUUCAUUACACUGUAAAAACUAUUGUGGAUAUGCCAAUGAAUAUUAGAAGA
Messenger RNA from Staurois parvus, 357 nucleotides. The record is from the annotation of a GenBank genome assembly. NCBI's taxonomy places the organism in Eukaryota, Metazoa, Chordata, Amphibia, Anura, Ranidae.